This is a messenger RNA of Phyllostomus hastatus (greater spear-nosed bat), 6084 nucleotides long. RefSeq names its product F-box protein 42 (gene FBXO42). The record is from RefSeq and is a predicted model, not a curated record. The coding region runs from base 224 to 2377 and encodes 717 amino acids. The transcript is spliced from 10 exons. Gene Ontology annotation, molecular function: protein binding. Lineage: Eukaryota; Metazoa; Chordata; Mammalia; Chiroptera; Phyllostomidae.
UUCUCCAGGCCAGAGCUGCCCCGGCGGCGGCAUUUGAGUCGAGGAAGAUGGCGGCUCCUGGCGGUUUACAGUCCGGCCAGCUGUGAGGAGCCCCGAGUGCGGCAAGCGCUGCCUGAGGCGGAACGCCUCUGCACUGGCCCUGUCCCGGCUCCCUCACCGCUGUCGUCAGCGGGGCUAACCCGAGAGCGUGGCGCGGGCUGGGCCAGCUGUCGAGUGGAAUGUCAUGGCCAGCUCCUCGGACAGCGAAGAUGACAGUUUCAUGGCAGUGGACCAGGAAGAAACUGUGCUGGAAGGGACAAUGGAGCAAGAUGAGGAGCCUCAGCCAGUAUUAGAGGUUGAGGAGACUAGACAUAACAGGUCCAUGUCCGAGCUGCCGGAAGAGGUUUUGGAAUACAUCCUGUCCUUUCUGUCACCGUACCAGGAACACAAAACUGCAGCCCUUGUCUGCAAACAGUGGUAUCGGCUCAUCAAAGGUGUAGCCCACCAGUGUUACCAUGGUUUCAUAAAGGCCGUUCAGGAAGGAAACAUCCAGUGGGAGAGUCGGACUUACCCUUACCCUGGAACCCCGAUCACCCAGCGGUUCUCACACAGUGCAUGCUAUUACGAUGCUAAUCAGUCUAUGUAUGUGUUUGGAGGCUGCACCCAAAGCAGUUGCAAUGCUGCUUUCAAUGACCUCUGGCGACUUGACCUGAAUAGCAAAGAAUGGAUUCGACCUUUGGCUUCAGGGUCUUAUCCUUCCCCCAAAGCCGGAGCGACUCUGGUCGUGUACAAGGACCUGCUGGUGCUGUUCGGCGGCUGGACCCGGCCAAGCCCGUACCCCCUGCACCAGCCAGAAAGGUUCUUUGAUGAAAUACACACUUACUCGCCCUCUAAAAACUGGUGGAACUGCAUUGUGACAACCCAUGGGCCGCCUCCCAUGGCCGGCCAUUCCUCCUGUGUGAUAGAGGACAAAAUGAUCGUCUUUGGUGGCUCCUUGGGAUCUCGGCAAAUGAGCAAUGAUGUCUGGGUCCUCGACCUCGAGCAGUGGGCGUGGUCCAAGCCGAACAUCUCUGGCCCCAGUCCUCAUCCUCGAGGUGGCCAGUCUCAGAUUGUCAUAGAUGAUGCAACUAUAUUAAUCCUUGGAGGAUGUGGCGGUCCCAAUGCUCUCUUCAAGGAUGCCUGGCUGUUGCACAUGCACUCGAGUCCCUGGGCCUGGCAGCCACUCAAGGUGGAAAACGAAGACCAUGGGGCCCCGGAGCUGUGGUGCCACCCAGCUUGCCGGGUGGGGCAGUGUGUGGUGGUCUUCAGCCAGGCCCCCAGCGGAAGAGCCCCACUCAGCCCCAGUUUGAACUCGCGCCCGUCACCUAUCAGUGCCACCCCUCCAGCCCUGGUCCCCGAAACCCGAGAGUACCGCUCGCAGUCGCCAGUAAGGAGCAUGGAUGAAGCCCCUUGUGUGAACGGCCGCUGGGGAACACUGCGACCCAGAGCUCAAAGGCAGACCCCCUCGGGUUCCCGGGAAGGAAGCCUUUCCCCAGCCAGAGGAGAUGGCUCUCCCGUCCUCAAUGGUGGCAGUUUAUCUCCAGGAACGGCAGCCGUAGGUGGCUCUUCCUUGGACAGCCCUGUCCAGGCCAUGUCUCCUAGCACUCCGUCUACCACCGAGGGGUAUGACCUAAAAAUGGGCCUUUCUUUGGCCCCGAGACGAGGGUCACUACCAGAUCAGAAAGAUCUGAGAUUGGGAUCAAUAGAUCUGAACUGGGAUCUGAAACCCGCUUCCAGUAGCAGCCACGUGGACGGUGUGGACAGCAGGACAGCCGGGGGGAGUGUGAGGCACCUUCCCGAGCAGGCGAACGGCGUGCACACCCCGCCCCACGUGGCCACUGCCCUCGCAGGGGCCGUCUCCCCGGGCGCCCUGCGGCGGAGCCUGGAAGCCAUCAAAGCAAUGUCAUCCAAAGGCCCCUCGGCCUCUGCAGCACUAAGUCCUCCUCUGGGGUCUUCUCCAGGCUCCCCAGGGAGUCAGAACCUGGGCAGUGGGGAGACGGGGCCUGUUCCCCGGCCGGGGCCUGCCCAAGGAGAUGGACAUUCCUUACCUCCUAUUGCCCGCCGCCUGGGCCACCACCCUCCACAGUCCCUGAAUGUUGGCAAACCCUUGUACCAGAGUAUGAACUGCAAGCCCAUGCAGAUGUAUGUGCUGGACAUCAAAGACACCAAGGAGAAGGGGCGGGUCAAGUGGAAAGUAUUUAACAGCAGUUCUGUGGUCGGACCUCCUGAAACCAGCCUGCAUACAGUGGUACAAGGCAGGGGCGAACUCAUCAUAUUUGGAGGACUCAUGGACAAAAAACAGAAUGUGAAGUACUAUCCAAAAACAAACGCCUUGUACUUUGUUCGAGCAAAGAGAUAAUAUGUUGUAAACCCCUUUCCCUUUCCGUGGCUUUUAAUUUGGAACUUUCCAGCGUGCAAGUGUUUGGACUGAGAACUAGGAAAAACAAAGGACAAAAUUACUCCCAUAAACCAAAACCCCAAUUCCCAACCUCACUCACUCCAGGCUGGGGUCAAAUCUCCAUUAAGAAAAAUUAUAUAUAAAUAUAUAUUAUAUAGCCAACUCUGUUUACAAAGAGGGAGAGAUCUCUGUCCUGGUUCAGACAAAACCGUUGCUGUGUUUUAGCAGAGGCUGUGCUGCCUUUUUCUACUUUGCUGGUAACAAGACCAAGAAUUUAGGGAACAGACUAACACCAGAACUCUCCUGGAGGAACCGAAGAGCCCGCUGUAAAUCUUCACGUGGCCUCCUCAGAGUCAGACACAGGAAGGGCCUGCGGCAGGCGCGCCGGCGGAGGUUUCAGAUGUGUGUGCUCCUGGCGCUGGCAGGGUAAACGCAACCCGUAGAGAGCUGUCCUUCCCCUUCUCUCAGACCACGGAGGACUGUGGCAGCCUCUCUGUGUGGCGGUGUCUUACGCCUGGCUCCUUCUGCCCUCUGGGACCGGGGGCAGUUGCCCAGCAGAGGAUUGUGGUCCAUCCUUGUGUGCCAGGCCCCUCGUGAAACAGCGUGUGUGCAGCAACACAUGUCCACCUGGUGUCUUUGGGUAUUUUGAGUGCUCCCUCUGUGUCUCACAAAACAUUUCGGUGUCUGAUCGUGGAAUUUCCUGACAAUCGUGCUUGAUUACGAGUUGCCAAAAACCACACUUGUUCUUUCCUUCCCCUUAAAACUUGAUCUUCAGAAGCUGCCUUUCUUUUCUGUUUUUCGUUUUGUUUUGUUUUGUUUUGUUUUGUUUUUGCAUAUGGAGAUUUUUUAAAGCUCUAAAACCUUUCUCACUUUUUGUUUCUUUUAUAAAAGCUCAAGUGCCCAGAGAGAUCUCUUGAAAUAUUUCUGGAAUGCUUUCUCUGGUGUCACUAAGGGGCCGGUAGGGAAUUCAAGAUGCCAGUGUCAUGAGAGAUCCUUGAAGCAUCAUCUACUAUUUUUUCUUAUGAGCCGCUUUUUACUUCCAAAGCACAGUGGACACCCAUCAACAGUUUCUUCUAGAAAUUACUUUUGCCCUUGCUGUGACAUGCAUUUUUCUGCCUGGCUGUUACCCAGUGAUUGGGUUGAGUAUCAGGAGGCUUGACCUCUUUGAUGCAUGUUUGACCUUGAGAGCAGCUCCUUCUUUGUGAUCAUCUUGUUCCUGUGUCGCCCAGACAAGGCUUGGGGUUUUUUAUGUCAUUUCUGAGAUAAGUUGCAACCAGCUGGGGAAUUUCUUUGGUUGAUGCAGGAAGUUACAUGGUCUCUAAAACCAUGGCCUGGACACGUUGGAACCACUUAAGUGUGAUUUUUGAUAAUUUCUCAUGACUUCUCAUCAAUGAAAAGAGGAUUUUUAUUUUGUCUUUUAAGAUUUCAAUUUUAAAACAUUGCAUUUCCCAUCCCCGCACUCUCUUUUUCUUGUUAGCAUUUCCCAAGCACAGCCCGCGGCUGGCCCUGGGUCCUCCUGGCUUCCAGCCCGCACUCCGCAGUCUGUCCGAUAGGUGUGUUCACUCCCGUCUCAUUGUGUCCUGCCGAGUCCUUUCCCCUAACCAUUAGCUUUCACAGUGUGGUCUUGGUGGGAGCCCCCUGGCGCCAGGCCCAGGGAGGGCCCGCUCACAGAGAGGGGCGUGUGUUCCAGAAUCGGCCGUCUGUGCUCCCUUAGAGGAGGGGACUGCCACGUGCCUGCUUACUAUGGUGUCCAGCUGCUCGUAGCUCAACACACAGCUCUCCAGACUCCCUGCUCCGGGGCUGCUGCCGGUCCUUUUCUGGCAAAGACUGUUAGAUCACGUGGGGUCCUUCCUCACGAGAGAAAGCUGGCCUGAAAGAUCAGCCACUUGGGCAUCGCUGCUGUUGCCGAACCUCGUGUAGGACGUGGCCUUCGUGCGUGGGACGUGCCUCCGAGCUCAGCUCCCGUUUCACUAGAACGUGUCUGGAAGCCUGAAAGCGCAGAAUCCCAACUUCGUAACUUUCCUUUUGUCCCCUGGCCUUCCUAAGCGAGCUGUUAACUUGUCCAUCCUUCUGCUUUCCCCAAGUAGGCAGGUAACGGAGAGGAUUCCUUUAGAAGGUAGCCCGGCUCCUCGGAACUCCCUGGCAUCCCCGGACUGCCCGCGCCCCUCGGAACCAGACCGUCUGUUUACAGCUCUUCGAGAAAAAUCUGCCUCAUGUCUGCCCGGUGGUGUUGGUCUCGGUGGCUCUGGGGCACCGUGAGCAUGUACCUUAGGAGAGCGACUCAGCGCAGUCAAGGUGAUGGCCUCCUCGGGCCCAAGAAGCCCCACGCGCGGCGGAACUUCAGGCGUCUCGGCCUAGGUGACCGUUUGCACAGCGCCUCGGAUGCUUCGGGCGGAUCUGAUUGAACCACAUCUCCGGUUUGGACAUGAUGCCAAUUUUGUCUUAAAACUCACUGAGAAAAAUGAGACAAAAUAUUUUUUUUAAACCCUCAGGAGCACCUAAAGGAAAUAUUUAUCAGUAUUUAAGUAUUUAAAGUACAUUUUGUUUCUACUUGAAGCUUUAACCCCUUCCAUUCCUGCAAGUGUGCCUUGGAGAGCCCCCGCGUCACACUGACUUCCCGGCCACCUCGCUGACCCCGGGUGCGAGUCUGAGUCUCUGCCCGCCCUCUCGGACGGAGCUUCCUGCUUCCUCCUGUCGCAGUCUGGGCGGCAGAGAGGGUCCUGCGUUUCUGUUCAUAUUUUCACCCUUCCUCUGUGUUUGGGUGGGGGGCUCCAUGACCUCCGCCCACCCCACAUUUUGGGAGCACAGAGUAGGUGCCGAAAAAGCUUAAAUUUAGUUGUAAGGCCCUACUGGGCUUAUUUUCUUCCCUGCCCACUGUGGAUUGAUUUGACUUUAAUGUUUGAGUUUUUUAUAUCAAGAGCUGAAACUAUGAACUAUCCUAAGAACUGUGUUGGACCUCUUUAAAAUUAAAAAAAGGGAGAAAAAAAACAACAAAUCUUGACGUUGGGGGACAGAAGGCCACCAGCUGACGGAGAAUAAAGGGAUGCCUCCCUUCCUUUUCACUGUAUCUUCCUGGGUUUCCUUCUGCUUUGCCUCUUUCCUUCCCCUUGGAAGUGAUACUCCUGAUUGGGUUGUCUGUCCCUGUCCACGUGGCGACCCCGGCAUGGUGCUGUGCUCCGCUCCGCAUUGUCUGUGGCCUCUGGCCAGCAGCGCGCAAGUCCGUGGGGAGGAGCCGAACACACCCGGGGCGAGGAGGCGGAACUCCGAGGCCGGGUCCUGUGCAGCCCCCCCACAAACUACAGAAGGCAUGUUUGCAUGGUCACCAGUAAGUGGCCCCCUCUCACCAUGGUCAUUGUCAAAUCGGAGCAAAUCCGAGGCUCUGCCUCCAGCUCUGCUCCUCUCUCCCAGCUCUGCUCCCCCCCACCAACCAGGGUCCUUGCCAUCGCACAUCCGGUGUGCCCUGGCGCAGCUGGUGCUGAGCGAUGUUUCCCACAGAACUCGGGGGUCCCGGGGGGCUCACCCUGAGAGGAUCAUUUUAGGCACAUACUUGUGUAGGAAUGAAACGUGGAUAUGAUUUCAUUGAUAUUUAAAUCUGUCAAUUUCAUUUUUUUGUUGUUUUCCCCUGAUGACUUUUUAGCAAUUUAACAAAUAAAACAAAAUAGACAGAA